AUGCUAGGAACCGUCGAACCAGCUCUGUCAGUCAGCCUUUAUCCCAAUCCGGGGUUCCAGGGCUCAUCCUCUCUGAAUUCUGUACUGGAUAAUUUGCGAGAGCAAACUACAUUAUUUAGGGAGCCGGAGCCUAGCUUAUCAAUUUGUCGCGAUGGCGAAGGUCCGACCUCUUUUGCGGACCACUCGAUGAACAGCACGUCAACAGUCGAGGGAGCGCAGCUGUUAGAAUUACUUAUCAACUCCGCCAUUGACAACACCUUCAGGCAGAUUUUCUCCGAGUGGACAGGGAAUGGGCUGGAGUCGCAUGUUGGCGCGUUCCUUGUCCUGCCCUUUGUUGACUCAAUCACGGAAGAGAUUGCACGUCUACGGCGUUCUGAAACCCGACAAUCCGACAUUCUUACUUUGUCACGUCAUUUGUUUGAGAAUAGCAGUCGAGACGUGGAUAUCCACCGUUCGAUGACAUUGCAGGAGUUUGUCGGUCGGUAUACGGGUUCGAAUUUACGCUGGGAGACAUUGGGGGUGGUCCUUACGCUUGCUGGGUAUGUACUGAAAGCUGUCUUCUGCAUGUCUGUUCUAACAGAUUUGAUACAAAUGGCUGACAAAAUAUAUAGAAUUGCUACUGCAGAGUUACGCGCACCACACACUCUGUAUAACACCGAGCAAGACCGGCAGACGCUGCGAAUGAAUUUUGUUCAUUUCGGAAACAAGUGCGCCAUCUUUUGCGAGUCCUUGGAUGUACUCAACGACGUUCACAUAAUUUUUCUAUACCAAACAUUUCAAUUUCAGUCGGUCUUCUACGGAGAUCAAAGUAUGUUACAAAUACGACCUUUGCAUAUCAAAAGGAAAGUAGACUGA
This is a messenger RNA of Penicillium lagena, 855 nucleotides long. RefSeq names its product Peptidase M19 renal dipeptidase. The transcript has a single exon. The coding region runs from base 1 to 855 and encodes 284 amino acids. The record is from RefSeq and is a predicted model, not a curated record. NCBI's taxonomy places the organism in Eukaryota, Fungi, Ascomycota, Eurotiomycetes, Eurotiales, Aspergillaceae.